Molecule: messenger RNA, 1196 nt
Organism: Olea europaea var. sylvestris
Lineage: Eukaryota; Viridiplantae; Streptophyta; Magnoliopsida; Lamiales; Oleaceae
Exons: 2
Coding region: 185-1003 (272 amino acids)
Source: RefSeq, a predicted model, not a curated record
GUCCUAUGCCUUGCCUAGCCUAGACGCAGCCCUUCGUCCCCCCCGUCUCACCACGAAAUAAGACUCGACUGACUCUUCUCAGUCACUUCACAUCUAAUCACAGCGUAGGAUUUCCUCCAAGCUCUUGUCCUUUUCUGCUUUGGUCCAAUACACUGUAGAAACAGCACCUAAUCCUAGUCCUUAUAUGUCCCCAGAUCACUCUCUCCAGUUCAAAAUAUCCUUCCAUCAGCAAAGAGAGAGACAGAGACACAGAGGCAUGGAUUUUCAUCUUAACUGGACUUACUUAAUCCAAGAAAAGGGUAUGGAUGAGAUGAGGCAAUCUUUACUGCUGACUAUGGAACUGGAAGACACAAGACUAAAGGCACAAGAAGAGAUCAAAGCAAGAGAUUGUCAAAUAGCCCAACUAAAAGAUAUGCUUAGUAAAGCCAUCAAAGAAAGGGAUGAAGCACAAAAUAAGUGCCAAAAUAUGUUGUUUGAGAAGCUUUUGCUUCAACAACAAUCAGCUCCACAUUCUGGGAUUUCAAGCAUUGAAGAUGAUCACCCCAGAAGAGGAAUUGACUCCAACAAUGGUUUUUCUUCAUCAGAUUGUGAAGAGAGUAUUGUUUCAUCACCACUCCAAUUGCCACCACAGCUUCCGGCAGAACCCGAACUGGAGUUACCAAUAGUGAUUGAUAGGCCAUUGCCGGAAAAAGGCAAGCUUUUGCAAGCAGUAAUGAAAUCAGGGCCACUCCUACGGAACCUUCUCCUAGCUGGUCCUCUUCCGCAGUGGCGCCACCCUCCACCACCACUUGACACCUAUCAGAUUCCACCGCCACCUGUAAUAGUUCCACCACAACCUCUAGCACCACCAGCAAUGCCCACUCAUUUCAUCAAUGAAGACUCAUUGCACAACAUCAUACCGACCAGCAACGACGUUAACAAGAUAAACAAGAAAAGAACACUGUCUGAUCAGAGCUCUGAUUCAUAUAUUGACUUGAAGUACCAAAAGGUUUUCCUCCAAUGACCACUAAGAAACAUGGUUAUAUUUAGUACUCCUAUCAUUUUUACUAGUAUAUGAGAAUGAUAUUGCAAUCGCACUAUGCAACUGAUUUUGCAUUUGUACAGUAGUUGGAAUUAGGAGGUGAAGAUCCAAAAUUGACAAUGUGAGACUUGUUCUAUGCUUUUUUCGCCAAAAUUGCAGUUUCUCUUUCUUCGAA